This is a messenger RNA of Branchiostoma belcheri (Belcher's lancelet), 1653 nucleotides long. RefSeq names its product GTPase IMAP family member 8-like. Bases 1 to 1653 code for a protein of 550 amino acids. Gene Ontology annotation, molecular function: GTP binding. The transcript is spliced from 3 exons. NCBI's taxonomy places the organism in Eukaryota, Metazoa, Chordata, Leptocardii, Amphioxiformes, Branchiostomatidae. The record is from RefSeq and is a predicted model, not a curated record.
AUGCAAUACACCAACUCAGAGUCAGACACGUUGACUUUCCCACAAGCUUACAUACAGAUGUUGCCAUCAUUUCAGGAUGAUGUAGGAGUAUCUGUUGAUCAAAGUUCAGAUCAUGGGUCUACAAUACAGUCUGUGGACAACCUGACUGAAACAGAAGGACUAGUCACAAUUGAUGAACUGAAACACAACCAAUGCCUAAAAGUACUCCGUAGUCUACUAGUUGGCUGUAAGGGUAAUGGCAAGAGCCACACAGGCAACACCAUCCUGGGACAGGAGGCCUUCAGAGUCACCAGGAAAGAAGGAACAGAAAGGUCCAGCCUGUGCAGCAGCAGCCAUGAGGUUGAUGGAGUCAGUAGGAAGGUGACAGUAGUGGACACCCCUGGAGUCUCCCAGGAGAUGACAGAGUCUGAGUUUGAGGAGCUGGUUCGAGCUGUGAAGAUGGUUCCUGAGGGUUUUGAUGCCAUCUGUCUGGUCUGGGACUACAACAACUCUGAGAGGAAUGAAGAAAAGGAGGUCCAAGUGUUCCAGUCCCUCCACAGGCUGUUUGGUGAUGGACUGUACGAGCAUCUUGUCAUCCUGGUCACACAUGCUCAGCAGGAAGACAUCCCAGAGUUCAUUGAAAAAUUACCAGACAAAAUGAAGAAAAUUGCUAACAAGGUAAAUGGGCACUACAGGAUAACUCUCAUGGAAAAGAUUAAAGAGGCUGGAGCAAGACAGACCACAGUAGUUGAUCAUAACCAGGGACAAGCUCAAUCAUCAUCAUCAGGAUUCUAUCAUGACCAAAUAGAUUUUGAUCAAAGCAAAGUACUGCAAGAAACCUCUCAUUAUAAGUUUCAUGAGAAGAUUAUUGCCAUGGACAACAAGCUCAAUGGCAAAGAACCAGGUGAGCAGGUACAGCUUUUUCUGAGCCUCACUCAAGAAUUGUCCAAUGGAAGUGGAAGAUACACAGCCUCAAAUCUUUCUCCUCGUUGCCAAAUACCAUCAGGAGAAGACCUUUGUCUUGUGCUUCUGGGAAGGUCUGGAGUUGGUAAAAGCCAUACAGGCAACAGUAUUAUUGGUCAGGAUGUGUUCUCAGUUUCAGACAGAGCUAUCAUGUCAGAAACAAAGCAUUGUGACAGCAGUAGCAGGCAUGAGAAAGGUUGUCACAUAAUGGUGGUAGACACACCACCUUUGACACAGGAUGCCAAGGAAGGAGAAAACAGACUUGCAACAGAAAUCAAGGAACAAAUCAAACCAAGUGUCCUCUAUAUACUGAUUAUGAUCAUAAAUAUAGGUAGGUUUUCCAUGGAAGAUGUAAAAAUGGCUGGUAGAUAUUACAACAUGUUUAAGGAAAUACUUUGGAACAACUCAGUUGUUUUGUUCACUGGGAAGGACAAACUGACAUGCAAUGAGGAUGACUACCUGACAUAUGCACCUAAAGAGCUCACAGACAUGUUACAAAAGUUUGGAAAGCGAUAUGUUUUCUUUGACAACAUGACCAGAGAUGAGACACUAAGAAGAAUGCAACGGGUUGAACUUAUAAAUCUGGUACAAAACAUAGCAAUGCAUGCAGAUGACAUUUAUUCACACAGUGAUAGUGGUCCAUCAGAAAACUUACCCUUACUACCGGUAGAUGAAGAUCUGGGGACCUCCGGCCGCCGCGUGGCCGCAUGA